Messenger RNA from Camellia sinensis, 1064 nucleotides. RefSeq lists its product as uncharacterized. The record is from RefSeq and is a predicted model, not a curated record. Lineage: Eukaryota; Viridiplantae; Streptophyta; Magnoliopsida; Ericales; Theaceae.
UAUCCACUAGCUCAGAAGCUCAAGGAGAAGAAAUUUUCGUUCGAUCGAUCGAUAUGGGGGAUUCAUCAUCGGAAGAUUUCUCAGUGUUAGUGUUGGCGUCAGAUCUGGGGGUAGACGCUCGGCCCUUCUUGUCUCCAUCAGAGCGAGAAACAGAAGACAACUUGAAUGACUCUCCCUCCGACCAAGACUUCUCCGAUCUCGACGCCUUGCAAUUCUUUCGCCUCGAACCCGGCUCCGACAAAUCCGCCAAUCGCAUCUUUCGCAUCGUCGGAAAAUAUUUCCCCGCUCCGGUUAUAUGUGGUGAACGUCUGAAAAAGUAUGUUUUUCACAAAUUACGUACUGAGAUGCCGGAAGGACCAUUCUGCAUUGUUUACAUGCACAGUACUGUGCAGAAGGAAGAUAACAACCCUGGCCUAACGAUCUUGAGGUGGAUAUAUGAAGACCUUCCCUCGGAUUGUAAGGAUAGGCUUCAGGUUGUGUACUUCAUUCAUCCAGGGCUCCGCUCAAGGCUGGUCGUUGCCACUCUUGGUCGCUUGUUUCUAAGUGGAGGCUUAUAUUGGAAAAUCAAGUAUAUUAGCCGGCUGCAGUACCUUUGGGAAGAUGUAAGUAAAGGAGAGGUUGAAAUCCCGGAGUUUGUGCAGAAUCAUGAUGAUAUUCUGGAGGAAAGACCGCUGACAGAUUAUGGAAUUGAACCAGAUCCACUCCGCUUAACUGAGAUGCCUACAGCCUACUCAUUUGGGAGAAUUGACGAGAGGUGGGCAGCUAAAGAAUUUAUGUCUUAAGAGUGUGGCUAUUAUUAUGGAGGCUCAAAGCUAGAAUAUGAAGCCUUGUACAUAUUAAUGUUGUGUGUUGCAUUUGGGAACUUUGAACCUUUUCUGCUUGUGAGCUAAACUUUAGCAGCAGAUGUUUCAGAUAUGUUGUGAUGUUUGUUACUUACAUACACACUUUUUUAUUUGGUCCUUUGUCACUCCUUGGUGGUGCUUUUUUCAUGUUGUAUAAUUGUAAAACAGGUUUCUUGGAGGAACCAAUAUGGAUCUUGAGUACACUACCAAUAGAUCCUAAAA